Messenger RNA from Armigeres subalbatus, 1712 nucleotides. It is a transcript of the gene Tango5, whose product is annotated as vacuole membrane protein 1. The transcript is spliced from 6 exons. Gene Ontology annotation, biological process: autophagy; Golgi organization. The record is from RefSeq and is a predicted model, not a curated record. Lineage: Eukaryota; Metazoa; Arthropoda; Insecta; Diptera; Culicidae. The coding region runs from base 188 to 1615 and encodes 475 amino acids. Gene Ontology annotation, cellular component: membrane; endomembrane system; endoplasmic reticulum.
UUAUCGUGUCGUGAUUGAAUUUUAUAAAAGUGGUCUCGCGUAAAAUAGUAAAGUGGAAUGAUUGUCGGUGGCGUGAUUUUUGCGAGUUAUUUUUGGAAAAUUCUGUAUUUGUGUUUGCAAAAAAGUGAACUUUGAAGCUUGCCGUUAAAAAUUCUACCAAAGCCGGGUAAAUAACUAAUCGUUUAACAUGCCUGUAGGCAAGAAAAGCGUCCAGGGAUCUAACAACUCAACGACCUUAACCAAACAAACUCCGUCUGUGGCUAACAACUCAAAAAGUAAUCUCAUUAAUGCGCCAGCCCAGCGUAAUGAUGCCCUGGAAAGUCUAACUAAAGAACAAUUGAAGGCCGAAUGUCGGAAGCGCGGAAGGAAGACCACUGGGAAUAAGGCGGAAUUGUUGCAGAGACUGGGAUACAACAAAAUGCAGCGUCCUAUCGCAGAGCAACAGCAUAGGACGGAGACUGAACCCAAUGGUGCAAUGUUUAAAUCACCUCCAAAGACGAACACGAAUCAAAUGAAGACAAAUAGUUUAGUAUUAUGGAAAUCUCCUAUUCUAACAAUUAAGUACGCUGUUCUGGAAAUAAUUUCAUUGCUGCAAUGUUACGGAAAACGGUUGAUCCAACGACGGAAACUGAUGAUAGCAUUAGUCACAUUACUAGUAGUCAUUACAACACUUUGCCUCGUUCCUGGUAGUCAUCAGCAAAUCAUCCAGCUAGUGAAAUCAAAGGGUUUAUUCAUCAUUUACUGGACAGGCCUCGGCGUGCUUUCAUCUGUGGGUCUUGGUACAGGACUACACACAUUCUUACUUUACCUAGGACCACAUAUUGCAAGCGUAACUUUAGCUGCUUAUGAAUGCAACUCUCUCGAUUUUCCUGAACCUCCCUAUCCAAAUGAAAUCGUGUGUCCUGAAGAGGAAUCGAUUUCAAUGGCGUACCCAACUAUGUGGUCCAUCAUGUCUAAGGUUCGUUUCGAGGCAUUCCUAUGGGGCGUCGGUACUGCUCUCGGUGAGCUGCCUCCAUAUUUCAUGGCUAAAGCCUCUAGGCUCUCGGGAGCCGAUCACGAAGAUUUCGACGACAUCAAAGAGCUAGAAGACCGAAAAAAGCAUGGCGAUAAACUUAACCUGUUCGAGCGUGGAAAACUAGCAAUGGAAAAGUUUGUCGAAAAAGUUGGAUUUUUCGGGAUUCUUCUAUGUGCCAGUAUUCCCAACCCUCUGUUUGAUCUUGCUGGAAUCACCUGCGGUCACUUCCUGGUGCCAUUCUGGACGUUCUUUGGAGCUACGUUGAUUGGAAAAGCCAUUGUCAAAAUGCACAUACAGAAAAUUUUUGUGAUCAUUGCAUUCAACGAAAACCUAGUGGACAAAGCGGUAGAUUUUAUGGCUAUAGUACCCGUAAUAGGAAAGAAGCUCCAAGAACCAUUCAAAACAUUCCUUCAAAACCAAAAGGAUAGACUACACAGAGGAACAGCCAAAGUAGCACAUGGUUCAUCCAAUGUUAUUCAAAAUCUAUUUGAAUAUUUUGUUAUCUUAAUGGUCUUAUUCUUCGUAUCUUCUAUUAUUAACUCCCUUGCUCAAAGCUAUCAAAAGAAGCUACAAAGUCAAAAGAAAAACAAAAAGUCAUAAGUAAGUAAACAGUUCUAGUACAUAAUUUAUGUAGAUAAUGUAAAUACGCGAAAAGUAUCCCAAAUAAACGUUACUUUGGUUUUACUGCUUGUAUUGA